Sitophilus oryzae (rice weevil) is the source of this 2818-nucleotide messenger RNA. Its product is annotated as MAGE-like protein 2. Bases 122 to 2749 code for a protein of 875 amino acids. The transcript is spliced from 2 exons. The record is from RefSeq and is a predicted model, not a curated record. Lineage: Eukaryota; Metazoa; Arthropoda; Insecta; Coleoptera; Curculionidae.
CAGACCUAUAUAAAUCACGGUGAUGGUACCCGAUAGACCAGUUUUUCUAGAACUAUUAUAAAAGACCACUAGAUCCUGAAGAGAUCAUCAGUUUGUGGUCAGGUCGAUACAGGGGCACAACAUGAAGGCUUGUGCGUUUCUGCUUGUUAUUUGCUUGUCGGCAGCCUUAGCCGCCGAGAAACCGCUGAAGAAGUCCUCCAAAGACCAGAACAAACGUAGCAUCCUUGGAGGAGACUCAGCUUACGGAUACAACUCCCUAGGCAACGGUUUUGCCCAGUCUGGAUCAGCCAGUUUCGCAAACGCAGCUUCUGGAUCGUACGGAUUAUCCGCCGGCUUCGGUCAAUCUGGAGCAACCAGCUACAAUGCCGCUGGAGCUGGAUCUGGAUCUUUUGGACAAUCCGGAGUCUCAGAUUUGUCCAGUUUUAAUGCUGGAUCAGUUGGUUCUGGAGUAGCUUCCGGUUUUGGACAGGCAGGAGCCUCUGAUUUGUCCAGUUUCAAUACUGGAGCAGUUUCUGGAGGUGCCAGCAACUUUAGACAGUCCGGAGCUUCAGAUUUGUCCAGUUUUAAUGCUGGAGCAUCUAGUUCUGGAGUAGGUUCCAGUUUUGGACAGGCAGGAGCAGCAGAUUUGUCAAGCUUCAAUGCUGGAGCAGUUUCUGGAGGUGCUAGCAACUUCGGACAGUCAGCUGUAUCAGAUUUGUCCAGCUUCAAUGCAGGUUCUGGAGUAGCCUCCGGUUUUGGACAAUCCGGAGUCUCAGACUUGUCCAGUUUCAAUGCCGGAUCUGUUUCUGGAGCUGUCAGCGGUUUUGGACAAUCAGGAUCAUCAGACUUGUCUAGUUUCAAUGCUGGAAACGCUGUCGGUGCAGGUUUUGGAAGUCAAUCGGGAGUUUCUGAAUUUUCUGGAUCUUCCGCUGGAGUAGUAGGAGCCCCUCAAGUAUUUUCGUUCAACGGUUUAGCCUCAUCUGCAAGUCAAGCUUCCGCAGAGUCUUCCAGCUUAGUCUCAUCCUCGCACCUUUCUAAGGCUGUAGGUGUCGUUAGCGGUCAAGGCCAAGUUAUCGGUGUUGUACAGUCUCCAGCUAUAGCUUUAGUACCUUCGGUACGCGUUCACCAACCUGCCCAAAUCCAGCAACAAGUCCAAACCAAAACUGUCAGUGUUCCCGUACCACACCCCGUACCCGUGACAGUAGAAAAGCAAGUUCCUGUAACCGUACAAGUAGACCGUCCAGUUCCUGUCAUUGUAGAAAAGAAAGUACCUGUAUCAGUUGACAGGCCAGUCCCUGUACCUGUUGACAGACCUUACCCUGUUACCGUAGAAAAGAAGGUUCCUGUACCUUACUCUGUUGACCGUCCAUACCCAGUCACUGUCACCCAACAGGUCGCAGUACCUGUAGAAAGGCCAGUACCAGUACAAGUUCCAGUACCUCAACCCUACCAAGUCACCGUAGAAAAAAGAGUACCUUACACUGUAGAACGUCCAGUAUUUGUUACUGUCGAGAAGAAAGUACCCGUAGCAGUUCCUUACAACGUCCCAGUUCCAGUAGAGAAGCCUGUACCAGUACAUGUAGAAAAGAAAGUACCAUACCCUGUAUACGUUAACCGUCCGUACCCUGUAACAGUAGAGAAACAAGUGCCUGUACAAGUCAGAGUACCUUACCCAGUACACAUUGACCGUCCAUACCCUGUACCAGUUGAAAAGAAGGUGAUUCAAGUUGUUGAAAAACCAGUACCAUAUGCCGUAGAAAGGAGAGUUCCUUAUGCAGUUCACAUUGAUCGUCCCGUACCUGUAACUGUCACAAAACAAGUUCCAGUUCAUGUAGACCGCCCAUACCCUGUGACAGUAGAGAAGAAAGUUCCAGUUCCAGUUACUUACGAAAGAGUAGUAACUGUAGAGAAGCAAAUCCCUGUCGUAGUCCAACCUAAAGUUUCUGUAUACGGAUCAGCUCCAGCAUUGGCUUCUUAUGCUAGUGGAUACAACCUGUACUCUCACAACGCUCAAGCCGCAGCUGCAGCAGCUUCAAGCUCUGCCUCUUCUCUGGGUGUCGGUGCAGGUUUCGUUGGUGCCUCUCAACCAAGCUUUUACAGCGUCUCUCAGCCAUCUGUAGGUGUUUUAUCUUCUAACAACGCCAACUUAGCUUCACUGUCAAAUGCUGCUUCAUCUGUUGGUGUUUCAUCAUUGAAUAACGCUGGAUUUAGUUCAGGAUUUUCUGGUGUAUCUCAACCAAGCUUCUACAGUGCAUCUCCAUCAGUUGGUGGUGUAUCUUCCCAAUCUCUUAGCUCAGGAACUAUUCAGGUACCUUCGUAUGGAGUAGUAAACCAACAGUCAGGAUCUACUUCUGGUUAUGGGUCUUCGGUAGCUCCUUCAUUUUACUCUGGUAGCCCCUCAGCUUCAGGUUCUUUUGGAGGUGUAUACUCCGGAGCCAGCACUCCUUAUGCUGGCGGUUACUCUUCUUAUGGAGGUCUUUCUUCCAGUCCUGUAGUAAGUGGUGUUUCUUCAAGUUACGGAGGUUCAGUAACACCUUCGGUAAGUGACGCUUCCUCAGCCUUUGGUGCUAGCCAAGGUUCUUCUGCAUCGUUCCUGUCAGCGUCAUCCGCUUCAUCCUCAUCAUCAGCUUUCGGAGCUGGUGGAGUCUCAGCUCAACCUGCAACCUUGGUCAACGAAGCUAGCCUGUCGGGUCAGUCAUUGACCAGUGGCGCCCCUGUGUUCAGAUUCGACCGUUCUUCCCCUAAGAAGGAACAAAAAAAGAAGAAUUGAAUUCCUAGUCAUUAAAUUGUAAAAAGUAUUGUGUGUAACUGGACUUUUUUUUUGAAUAAAGACUUUUUC